Felis catus (domestic cat) is the source of this 13245-nucleotide messenger RNA. RefSeq names its product protogenin (gene PRTG). The transcript has 20 exons. Bases 149 to 3751 code for a protein of 1200 amino acids. The record is from RefSeq and is a predicted model, not a curated record. NCBI's taxonomy places the organism in Eukaryota, Metazoa, Chordata, Mammalia, Carnivora, Felidae. Gene Ontology annotation, cellular component: plasma membrane; axon. Gene Ontology annotation, molecular function: protein binding. Gene Ontology annotation, biological process: cell-cell adhesion; axon guidance.
CCGCGCAGUGCCACGCCACGCCGGACCCCGAGCGGGAAGCCAGGCUGCGCGCGUCCAGCCGCGGCGCGGGGAGAGCCCGGAGGCGGGGGCCGGCAGGAGGACAGCGGCUGCAGGGCGGCCGGGGAGCAUGCCCGCGCAGCCCAGCUGAAUGGCGCCUUCUCUGCGACCCCUCGCCGGGCUGCGACCGCCAGGGAUGCUGCUCCGCGCGCUCCUGCUCCUGCUGCUCCUCGGCUCCGGUCCAGGAGUGUGGUGCUUUAGUGAACUGUUUUUUAUAAAAGAACCACAGGAUGUAACUGUCACAAGAAAGGACCCAGUCGUUUUAGAUUGCCAGGCUCAUGGAGAAGUUCCCAUUAAGGUCACAUGGUUGAAAAAUGGAGCAAAAGUGUCUGAAAAUAAACGGAUCCAGGUCCUGUCUAACGGCUCGUUAUACAUCAGUGAAGUGGAAGGCAAGCGAGGAGAGCAGUCUGAUGAAGGAUUUUAUCAGUGCUUGGCAGUGAACAAAUAUGGAGCCAUUCUUAGUCAAAAAGCACAUCUUACGUUGUCAACUAUUUCUGCAUUUGAAGUUCAGCCAGUUUCUACUGAGGUCCAUGAAGGUGGAGUUGCUAGAUUUGCAUGCAAGAUUUCUUCAAACCCUCCUGCAGUCAUAACAUGGGAAUUCAAUCGGACAACCCUACCUGUAACUUUAGACAGGAUAACAGCCCUACCAACAGGAGUAUUGCAGAUCUAUGAUGUUGGCCAAAGGGAUGCUGGAAAUUAUCGUUGUGUUGCUGCUACUGUGGCCCAUAGACGUAAAAGUAUGGAGGCCUCUCUAACAGUGAUUCCAGUUGAAGAGUCUACUUCCUUCUACACACCAACCAUUAUAGCAGGCCCACAGAACAUAACAACGUCUCUUCAUCAGACUGUUGUUUUGGAAUGCGUGGCCACGGGAAAUCCUAAACCAAUCAUUUCUUGGAGCCGCCUUGAUCAUAAGUCCAUUGAUGUCUUUAACACUCGGGUACUUGGAAAUGGUAAUCUCAUGAUAUCUGAUGUCAGACUGCAACAUGCUGGAGUGUACGUUUGUCGGGCCACAACCCCAGGCACACGCAACUUUACUGUUGCUAUGGCAACUUUAACUGUAUUAGCUCCUCCUUCAUUUGUUGAAUGGCCAGAAAGUUUAACAAGGCCUCGAGCUGGCACUGCUCGAUUUGUAUGUCAAGCAGAAGGAAUCCCCUCACCCAAAAUGUCAUGGUUGAAAAAUGGGAGGAAGAUACAUUCAAAUGGUAGAAUUAAAAUGUACAACAGUAAAUUGGUAAUUAACCAGAUUAUUCCUGAAGAUGAUGCCAUUUAUCAGUGCAUGGCUGAAAACAGCCAAGGAUCUAUUUUAUCUAGAGCCAGACUGACCGUAGUAAUGUCGGAAGACAGACCCAGUGCUCCCUACAAUGUGCAUGCUGAAACCAUGUCAAGUUCAGCCAUCCUUUUAGCUUGGGAGAGGCCACUUUAUAAUUCAGACAAAGUCAUCGCUUAUUCUGUGCACUAUAUGAAAGCAGAAGGUUUAAAUAAUGAAGAGUAUCAAGUAGUCAUUGGAAAUGACACAACUCAUUAUAUUAUUGAUGACUUGGAACCUGCUAGCAAUUACACUUUCUACAUCGUGGCAUAUAUGCCAAUGGGAGCCAGCCAGAUGUCUGACCACGUGACGCAGAAUACUUUAGAGGACGUUCCCUUGAGACCUCCUGAAAUUAGUUUGACAAGUCGAAGUCCUACUGACAUCCUCAUCUCCUGGCUGCCGAUCCCAGCCAAGUAUCGGCGGGGCCAAGUGGUCCUGUAUCGCCUGUCCUUCCGCCUCAGUACUGAGAAUUCCAUCCAAGUUCUGGAGCUCCCAGGGACCACACAUGAGUACCUUCUGGAGGGCUUGAAACCUGAUAGUGUCUACCUGGUGCGGAUCACUGCUGCCACCAGAGUAGGGCUGGGAGAGUCGUCAGUGUGGACUUCACAUCGGACACCCAAAGCCACAAGUGUGAAAGCCCCUAAGUCUCCAGAGUUACAUUUGGAGCCUCUGAAUUGUACCACCAUUUCUGUGAAGUGGCAGCAAGAUGCUGAGGACACAGCAGCCAUUCAGGGCUACAAACUGUACUACAAAGAAGAAGGGCAGCAGGAAAAUGGACCCAUUUUCUUAGACACCAGUGACCUUCUCUAUACUCUCAGUGGUUUAGACCCCAGAAGAAAAUACCACGUGAGGCUACUGGCUUACAACAACAUAGAAGAUGGCUAUCAGGCAGACCAGACAGUCAGCACUCCAGGAUGCGUGUCUGUUCGUGAUCGCAUGGUUCCUCCUCCACCACCACCCCACCAUCUCUAUGCGAAGGCUAACACCUCAUCUUCCAUCUUCCUGCACUGGAGGAGGCCUGCGUUCACCACUGCACAAAUAAUUAACUACACCAUCCGCUGUAACCCUGUCGGCCUGCAGAACGCUUCUUUGGUUCUAUACCUUCAAACAUCAGAAACUCACAUGUUAGUUCAGGGUCUAGAACCCAACACCAGAUAUGAAUUUGCUGUACGAUUGCAUGUGGAUCAGCUUUCCAGUCCCUGGAGCCCUGUUGUCUACCAUUCUACGCUUCCAGAAGCCCCAGCAGGCCCACCGGUUGGAGUAAAAGUGACCUUGAUAGAGGAUGACACUGCUCUGGUUUCUUGGAAACCGCCUGAUGGCCCAGAGACCGUGGUCACACGCUAUACCAUCUUGUAUGCAUCCAGGAAGGCCUGGAUUGCAGGAGAAUGGCAGGUCCUACACCGAGAAGGGGCAAUAACCAUGGCUUUGCUAGAAAACCUGGUGGCAGGAAAUGUGUACAUUGUCAAGAUAUCUGCAUCAAAUGAGGUGGGAGAAGGACCCUUUUCAAAUUCUGUGGAACUGGCAGUCCUUCCAAAGGAAACCUCUGAGUCAAAUCAGAGGCCCAAGCGUUUGGAUUCUGCUGAUGCCAAAGUUUAUUCAGGGUAUUACCAUCUGGACCAGAAAUCGAUGACUGGCAUUGCUGUGGGCGUUGGCAUAGCCUUGACCUGCAUCCUCAUCUGCAUUCUCAUCCUGAUAUACAGAAGUAAAGCCAGGAAAUCAUCUGCUUCCAAGACGGCACAGAAUGGAACUCAACAGUUACCUCGUACUAGUGCCUCCCUAGCCAGUGGAAAUGAAGUAGGAAAGAACCUAGAAGGAGCUGUAGAAAAUGAAGAAUCCUUAAUGCCAAUGAUAAUGCCAAACAGCUUCAUUGAUGCAAAGGGAGGAACUGAUCUUAUAAUUAAUAGCUAUGGUCCUAUAAUUAAAAACAACUCUAAGAAAAAAUGGCUUUUUUUCCAAGAUUCCAAGAAGACAAAAGUUGAACAGCCUCAAAGAAGAUUUGCUCAAGCGGUCUGCUUUUACCAGCCAGGCACUACUGUGUUAAUCAGCGAUGAAGACUCUCCCAGCUCCCCAGGUCAGACAACCAGCUUCCCAAGACCCUUUGGUGUUGUAGCUGAUACUGAGCAUUCAGCGAAUAGUGAAGGCAGCCACGAGACUGGGGAUUCUGGGAGGUUCUCCCACGAGUCCAAUGAUGAGAUACACUUGUCCUCAGUUAUAAGCACCACGCCCCUGACCUCCAGUUCCUUUGCUGGCAGUGAUUCAGGUGGAGAUCCCUCAGCGAGGAAGGGUGAAGACCCUGCAGUGCCGCUAGAUGCUGAGCAAAUGUCCCCUUCAGUUCUGCAGCCACCAUCGGCCAUGCUACGCUUUGAUAAGAAUGAUUUUCCAAUCUAGAGAGCCAUGUUCAGGUAUUCUCACCUUUAAGUCUGUUCGAAGGACAAUGAACAGGGAGCCAAAGCCUUUUGUGAAAAUUUGGAUGUCUUAUUGGGUAUUUCAGCUUUUUUUUUUGAAUGUGUUUUGUUUUUUAUUUUUAAACUCACGUAUUUUGAAUGUUUGUCAGCAAUGUGAAAAGACAGUCAAGAUAUUUGACUGGAUUAUAAAAUAUAUCACUGGAGCAAAGGGAAGACUUUUGAAAGCCCCUUUGCUGACUAUCUACCUCAGUUUGCCAGAUGGCAAACUCAGAAGACAACUUAGUUACCUCGUUUAUUGUGAUAGUUUAUCUCAGCUACAUAACCAAUGAUACUUCCUAGUAGCAUUUUGUUUUCAUUGCUGUGUGUGUAGUGUGUGUGAUCAAAGGAGUCAUAUAGGUAUAUGGGUAAGAAUGUUUAUCUGAAGCUCUGAUUUUUUUAAAGAAAGCUGUGACAUCUGCAUGGUUUGGAUAAUUUAAUACCUCUGGCUGUGCAGACUGUCAAACCACAGAGAAGAGAAAAAGUGGGACUGUUGAUUUUAAUGAAUGAUCAAAACAAAGAAAGUGUCUCUCUUUUGAGAAUAGAACUAUUCAGUAGCAUAUAGAGAAUACUAUUGUUUCAAGGGCCUUUAUGUUUUGGGCAUUAGAAUCUGAGUGCUUUAUCUGCUGUACCCCAACCUCAGCCUGCCUAGAGCCGUGCCUUUUCCCCCUUCCCCUUUGCCUGACAGUUGGCCAAAGGCCGCACUGUGUAGUUUGCAAAGCAUCCUCAACAUUUCCAGAAUUAGUUGUAAACCUCCAUGCAGAAAACAGAUUUUUAAAGAGAAUCAGUUAGGCUUUUGGUUUUGUUUUUAAUCCCACCUUGGCUUUAAAAAAAGGGGGGGUAAAGAAAUUUCAUAAAAUUUUAAGAAUAAAGAUAAAUGCAACAGUAGACCAUAAAAUGAACUAGAGGUUAUCAUGGUAACAGUGCCUUCUGUUUUAUAUUAUGAAAUUCUUUGCCUUAUACCUUUUUAAUAUUCAUGAAGUUAUUUAGGACAGGAAUACAAGAAGUUGCCUUAAGAGUUUCUUGGAUUUUAUCAGUAACUGUUUUUGAUGUAUAGCAUCUUAUCAAAGCAUUUUAGUUUGUUCUUAUGCAGAUUUUGUUUAGGGAUAAGUAUUCAGGGCUCUACCACCUUUCUUGUAUUUUCUUGAAUUCUUAAGAGAAUUUGGUACUCUAUUUAAUCUUCUUUCAGUGUCAAUGCUGUGAAUGUGGAAUGCUAACUCCAGGAGUGAGUUAAUCCUCUUGCUGGUUUGAAAUCAGCAAACUGUUUACUCAGCCACUUAGAAUAGGCCUUCUUUCAGUCAUGAGUUAGUUACCUACCAGGUACCCAACAGUGGGAGAGGAAAAAGAAUUAAACACAUGGUGUAGAAAGGGGGCCUCAUAUAUAUAUUUUUUCAUAAGUAGUUCUUCACAUUAUCUGAAAAUGACUUCUGAACCUCAUUUUAAAAGGAAUCUUAAUGGAUUUUUCCCUUGAGACCUUUGGUUUAUGGGGGUGGGGGACAGGCUAUGCUAAAUGGUGUUCUAAAAUCAAAAGAAUAUUACUGGAUAAUAGUCCCGCCUCCAUCAUCUCCUAUCCCAUUGUCUGAUGAUGCAUUUCUUCGUUUCUUAGUUUGUAGUUUUGUGCCAAACUGGAUGUGUUCAGAAGCAGACCAACAUUACGUGCCAGCAAUCACUUCUGAACUAAAUUCAAAGUCCCCAUUUAGUUAUCUAAGUCUGGGCUUCAUGGCAAAACAAAAAAAGCAGAGCUUUAGGUGAACAAUCUGAGGCAAGGGAAAAUGCUGCUCCUGCCUUUAUAGCUCCUGUUUUAUACUACCUCCUUUUAAAGUUAUUCUAGUGUUAUUUUUUUCCUGUACUCAGGGAACAUUUUGUUACUUUUAAGCUGCCUCAUGCAAGCAUGGGCAAAUUGACAGGGUAUGGUGUCUUUUGGUUUGUAAGUAGGUAUGUGGGGCCAACUUUUAUCAGCAUCCAAAAUUAAUGAAUACAACGAGUUCAUUUUAUUUUUUAAACUUUCAUUAAAAGGCAAAUAAAAUCUAAAGUUGAAACAUCAUCCUUUAUGGUUAUGGAAGAUAUGUCCAGGACUGCAUGAAUUUGAAUCAUUUUAAAAGCCUAAAAAGAUGAUCUGAAAGCCCUUAAGGAAAGUAUUUUGUUUGGUUGGCUUUUGAUGAAUAGGCCCAUAGUUAUUGUAGAUCUUUAGGCUAUAACUAUUUGCUAAUUAUUUACCAGUACAUUUUUACUUUUUCACCUUUUCAUUUUGUUCUUAUACAGAUUUUUUUCAUAAUAAUCCUGUUACCAAAGAAUUUUCAGUAGAAGGUAAAAAUUUGACUAUAAUUUCCCCCCAAAUUGAAUUAACUAGAAAUAUCUAUAGGUAUGAAGCUUAUGUAAGUAGUUACUAACCCAAAAUAAUAGGGUUUAUAUUGAUUGUUGUAGUUAAAUAGACUAGUAAUUUCAACUACCUUAUUGUUACCAGAGCAUUUAAAAUAAGUUCUUUACCAGCAGAUAGUUCCAAAGAAUUCCAAGUGUAAUUUUUUUUUCUUCAGCAAAUAAAUCUUCAUAUACAGUAUUAAAGUAUUUUUAAAUUGUUGAAACUACUUGUUGGAGAGAAAAGAAAAUCUUUUCACCAAAGAUAAAUAUUUUGGUCUCAUUGAAUAAGAUAUUUAGUAUACACCAAAGACUUCUUUUUACUUGGCCAAAGCUAGCUUCUUUGAAGUCUUAAGUCUGAAACUGUAACUAAAACCUGAAGGUUCUCAUCUCUCAUAGUGGUGUUACUUCGUGGUAUUUCAUUCCAACAGGGCUGAUAUGCGAAUAGUAACUGUUUUCUUUUCCAAAGACUUACUUGCUGUAAGUACUGACACACGCAUGCCAUUUUUAUGCCAAAUAUUACAAGAUUCUGCUCAUCAGUAUUUUCAUACCAAAGACCAUUAAAAUAUAUAGAUUAGUCUGUAAGUAAAGAUGAGCAGAUUUGAAAUAAUUUUAUUUAGAGGCUGUUAGGAAUCUAGCUUUAAGUAGCAAAAGAUAUCAAAGGGCUAAGUUUACAUAAUUAAAAGCAAUACGAUUAUGUUGGUAUUUAUCAGUGUUUUUAUUCAAGUACUUUUUAUCAGCAAAUUAAAAAAAAAAACCAAAGAUAUUUAAGGUUAUCUUCACAUAUAGACAUUUAUUUGUACAUUAAACUGUUGUUUCUUGUUUUUAUGUCAACCAAACAUGUCUCUCCAGAACCCAGUCUGUAUCCAAAUAGCAUACAUAGGGACUUUCCACUAAAUCUGCUGAUUCAGCCACAGGAUGUUUUUGCCAAACGAUGUGAUUACUUUCCUAAUCACCUUGAGUGUGAGAUGUCAACAGAAAUCUCAGCAAGUUUUUCCAUUCCAGAGCAUAUGGCAAUCCCUGAAUUUGCCUGUACAGUCUUCCUCUUGUUAAAGCAUUACCUGGUUAACUCAGAGGCUUGGGGCAGUCCCUUAAUAAUAGGGAUGUUCUCACCUGUGGGGAGCAGUGGGCUAUAUAAGCCAAGAAAUCAUAUCACUGUUUAAGUGAGCGUCCUUUGAUAGAUGUUGAAAGUUGUCCGUAAGUUGAAAUAUUUUAACUGCAUCAAGGGAGCCUAAUAUUUCAAAGUUUAGGGGAACCCUAGAUGAAACCAAAAUUUUUUUAAUGAAAUCUGGAGUUUUAUAUUUUGAUUAGCCUAAAAGCAAGGACACAGCUUUAUCCACUAAGUAGCUUAUAAAAGAUCUGCUUUGGCACACCAGGGCAAUUAGAUGCUCAGUGAAAUGCCUUUAUUUGCCUUUGCUUCAAACAAGAACAGUGCCAGCAUUGGAAACAAUGACAGUGAUUUGCAUUAGUUUGUCUAGACUUUGUUAAGGACUUCUGUCAGAAACUUGCUCAUGUUGACUACUCAGGAUCAUUUGUCAAGCCCAUAGGAAGACACCUUUGAGGAGUGUCACAAAAAAAGAUGAAAUUGAAAGUAUCUUUGUCUGCUUUUAAUGCAAGAAUAUCCAGAUGUGGUUCCACUUGAGUGGUGGCUACUGUGAUUCACAUAUAUGUUUAUAUUUCAUUGAAUGUAAAUUUUUAAUACUGAAUGUAAAAGAAAAAGUUCCAAAUAUAUGGAAAAGAGUCAUGAUCUUUCUAAGACUAAACAUAUAUUUUGUAAACUUUGUUCUUGACAAUAUUUCACAUGGAUCUCUGGUAAAAUUGCUUUGGUUUAAUAGUCAAAAUAAUUUUUGUGGGCUGUGAGCACAGAGUAAAGGGUUCUGGAGAUCACCAUAUACAACCACUUGUCUAAAUGUGACUUUUAUUGAUGUUUAGAAGGACACAUACAUAGAAUUCUGUGUUAAGUUGAUUUAUGCUCAGGACAUAAGAUCACAGGCUAAUGCAAUGUGUAUGUUUGCAGGCUUUAAUCUUCUCAGGCAGUUUCCCUUUUUAUGCCUUUGAAAGUGUUUAAGAUUAUGACAGUCUUGCAUUUUUAUCAGAUGCUGUAUUUUCUUAAGGCUGCUGUAACAAAUUACCACAAAGUUAAUGGCCUUAAAACAACACAAAUUUAUUAUCUUACAGUUCUGUAGGUCAGACCUACAGUUCUGUAGGUCUCAGGGGAUAAAUCAAGGUCUGUUUCCUUGUGCUUUUUUUUUUUUUUUUUUCUGGCUUUUAGAGGCUGUGGACUCUUCCCUCCAUCUUCAAAGCCAACAAUGUAGCAUCACUCUGACGCUGAUUCCAUCAUCCCUCCUUUUCUGACCCUAACCAAGAAAGGUUCUCCAAUUUUAAGGACUCAUGUGAUUACAUUGGGUCCACCUGGAUAAUCCAGGGUAAUCUCCCCAUCUCCAAAUCCUUAACUUAAUCACAUCUACAAAGUCCCUUUGCCACAUAUGGUGGUAACAUAUUGAGAGUCCAGGGAUUUGGGUGUGCACUUCUGUGAGUGGCCAUUAUUUUGCCUACACUAUUACUAUAGAAUUUUCACACACAAAAUGUGCAUUACAGAAAUUGGAAGUCUGAUGUACCCCUUAGGGAUCUUCAAAAGUUCAAAGCUAUGAAAACCUUGCAUUAUAGCUUAUCAAAUGUACACAUUAAACUUUCUGUCUAGAUCACUUGCAAAAAACAAUUCAGCUUUAAACUUUUUGAAUAUGUGCUUUGUAAGUUUAACAUCUCAUUUCUGUGUGUUUAACAGAAAGUUUCCUAAGUAUUUGGCUCUUACUUACGGAAGUUCAUCAGAAAUUUUUGAUAAGUGUUCAUAUGGUUGAACUUUCUGCUUUUCCCUCAGGUAAUUAUGUUGUUUGGGGAGGGUUGGGGGAAAAAGACCUCAAACAUAGGGUCUCAGUAGAUGAACAGGGUCAUGCUCAUGUUCAUUCAUUAUCUUCUAAAAGCAUAUUUACAACAUGCGGCCUUUCUACAUUUUUUUAAAAUUUUUGUUUUUGAGAGAGAGAGAGAGAGAGAGAGAAAGAGAGAGAAUAAGUGGGGGAGGGGCAGAGAGAGAGGGAGACACAGAAUCGAAAGGAGGCUCCAGGCUCUGAGCUGUCAGCACAGACAGAGCCUGACAGGGGGCUGGAACCCAUGGACUGGAAGAUCAUAACCUGAGCCAAAGUCAGAAGCUUUAACUGACUGAGCCACCCAGGCACCCCACCACCUUUCUACCUUUUAAAUCAGGUUUAUUUCUUCAGCUUCACCAGCUGUUUUAUUUAAAGUUUGGUAACCCCUUGAUUUCCCAUCAACCUCAGCAAGAGCUUCCACUCACUUUAUCAGCAUGUGCAAAUCCUAAGCAAUGUUAUUUUCCUUGUUAUUCUCUGUGUUUGAUUUCAGUUGUCCCUUUUCCUGGAAAGCUUUAGAUUUCACAGCUCUAGUUGGUUCUAACUCCUGGAUAUUCAAGUGAAGCAUUCUUUCAGUUUUGAAAGAGUUUCUAAUUCUACCUUAAUUUUCAGUAUAUCUUAACUAAGGAGAUAAAGCUAUCUCCAUCAUGGGGUGGAGACCAUGAUGACAUUUUGAGUAGGGACAAGAGUGCUGGUCAUUUGUCAGCUGCUUUUGACUCCAAUCUCUAGGAAGAGAUAAUGUGAUUUAGUGAGCAUUUGCAGUAUGCCAAACACACACUUCAUUUCUGCAAACUACUACAUUCUGCAAAGCAAGUAUUUCCCCCCAUUUUAAAGAUCAGGAAACUGACAUUUAAAAUAUCUAACUUGCCAAAGAUCACAGCUAGUUAAGUGGCUUAGCCAAGAUAGGAUUUCUACUAGGAUACAUUUUCUCAGCUAAGAAAUUAUAUUUAAUUACCAAGGCUCAUGGUACGUUCCACUGUGUCAACACAGCCUGCCCACAUAGUAAUAGCCAACCAACAGAGAGAAGUCUAAGUUGUGUCCAUUUAUUCACAAGGGGAAUUUAGGAGACUGAGCUGUAACUCACCUCCUGUCAUCUCCUAACCUCUGUCUUUUCUCUGUUCAAACUUUCAAUUUCUCUUGCCAAAAUUAUGCCUGAAAACUGAUGCUUGUGCCUAGGGUUGCAUUAGAAAUAGAGUAGUCAUGGUUUCUGGAGUCCCUAUCUAUUAAAGCAUUUGAUAUAUUAAGUAUUCAGAAUUGGAGUUUAUCUUUUGUGAUUUUUCUAUAGUCCCUGUAUCCAAACAGGAAUUUAUUAACUGGAAAAAGCCAGGCGUGUAACCAAUCAUCCUUCCUUGCUAGAUCUGAAGAGUCAGUAGUUUUUAUAUGAAUUACAACCUAAUUAAAUCUUCACACUAAUUUAGGAGGGAGCAAAGUUGAGGGAGGGUCAUAUAAUAGAACAAGUAUUAGUUACUGGAGCACCUAAAUUCUAAUCACUUACCAUUUUGAGAAUUGGCUAGUAAGAAAGUUCCUAACCUACCUCCGUUCCUUCUCUGUCCAUGAAAUGAGGAUAAUUUGUUGUGCAGAAUGAAGCAAUAGUACUUUGAAAACUUAAAAGGAAAUUCCAGUGUAAAUAAUUGUAAUCUGAAAGUCAUUUCUGUGAGGGUGUGAAACAUUUAACAGAUUUUUUUUUUCUUUACAGGUCAGCCUUUUCAAUGACAUUUUUCCUAUGCUAAAAUGAAAAAUGUUUGCAUUGCCCAUGUAGGCACCAAAAACUAACAGACAAAAGUGGUUGUAAAGAUAAAGACUAGCACUCAUCUGUAAUGUAGGAAAAUCUAUAAGAGGAAAUGGGAAUUGACAGUACUUUUUUAGAGUAGUACUAAACAUGAAAUCAUCUACCUCAAUUUAAAUCUUUCAUUUUUUUAAAGAUGAUAUUGUUCUACAUUUUAUUAUGGUGUUAUUUACAUGACUGUAUACAAUUACCAAAUUCCAUCAAAAUUUACUCUUUAAACUGAUGUAUUACAUAAUUUAAACUAUAUAUCAACAAAGCUGGAAAAAAGUAUUCUUCUACAACAUGAUUUUUCAUAGUAAAAAAGUUCAUCAGAGAUAAUUAAGACUUGUUUGAAUAUACCCCAUUCCCUCACAGCUACUAAACUUAAAUAUCUUUCAGGAAUUGCCAUAAAUGAAAUUUCUUAUGAAAAGCAUUCUAUAAAGAGCUUCCUAGCUUAACUUGGAUAGCCUCUGUAAUUAUUCAAUAUCUUGCUUUUUAAAAUAUCAGUUUAAUAUGACUUUUAAAAAAUUAUAUUUACAUUUUAUAUUUAUAUUUGUGUUUAAUGCUUCUCUAUUCCUAUUAGUUUAUAAAGACCAUGAAAACAGGACUCAUGAAUUUUUAAUUUUAGCCUUAGAUGCCUGACAUCAUUCCUGGAAUCCUGGGUAUUCAAGCAAUAGUCAUAAUUCAAACCUAAAGCAAGGACCUCCAGGCUUCUCUUUCCUUACAGUUUCCAUUUAUUGUGGAGGCUUUUUUGGUUAAAAAUUAGACCAUAUACUAGGGAACUUACUUCCAGACUACUACACUGAACAUAGAGUACUAUGAGGUAAGAUGUCAAUAAGGAUCCUACAGCUUCCGAAUCUUGAUUGUAGAGGAAUCGCCAUAGCAGCCAAACUGGUGUUGAUGGUGACAGUCAUCUGGGAACCUUAGUUCCUAUCCAUUGUGCUUAUCCAUGUGGUCUCUCCAGAUAGGCUGGUUCAGGCUUCCCCCACAGCGCAGUGACUGGGUUCCAUUGCCAUGCAUCCUUGAAAAAGACAGGAAGUUUAUUUAUGGAGUGGGAGCUGUAGCUGUUAUUGUGAGUUGGCCUUCAGCACCAAAGAGCAGCUUGAUGGAUCCUCCUUCCUUUUGGCAUCAGUGACUCCCUACCCUCACCAGUUCCGCCCAGGGCCCAAGAGGACACUGGGUAGGCAACUCUGGCCAGGAGCCACUGUGGGGAUAGUGUGCAGGCUCCAGAGUGCAUCAUGUCCCUGGACUUCCCGGGCUGAGCCAUGUCUCUCUGCUCCUCUAAAUCUUUUAUUUUUUUUGAUAUUUUGGCUUCUUAAAGAUUUUAAAGAGUCAAAUAUCCCCAGAGGGGGUAGAUAGGUGAGGAGAAAGUGCAUUUUUAGGGUUCUCUAACAUCUACUUUUUCAAGGUUACCAAACGUCUUAACAGUUCUCUAAACCAUUUGGAGUGAAUUUUCUAGAGGGCAACACCUACUGGCAUCUAUAUGUAGAUUACUUGUCUACCUUUAAAGCUUCUUGGGAAGCAUUAAUGAUUAUCAUGAAUCUGAACAUCUUUGCAGAUUUACUCGUUUAUAUCUUGUAAGUAGUUCAUGGCAUAUAGACACAGUUCUAACUCCUAAACCAUCCUUAAAAAUUUAUGCUACAGAAGUUUAUUUUUCUAUAGAACCAUCUUUAAAACAAUAAAAAUAUUCUAAAUUUUUACCUAAAACCUUCUUAUUCCUGUUACCACAUUCUAUUUAUUCCAUUUGCAAAUGAAAAUGAUUGAUGAUUAGCAACUUGAGCCUGUUAAAGGAAUUUGCAAAGCCUGAAUACACACACAUUGCCUUAGCCUAUCAGUAGAGUAGAGGGCAUAUAUUACCUAAGUUUGUCUGUUUGUUGCUGUUGUUGGACGAAAUUUUAUGUCUGUGUAUGCGCUAUUUUUUCUAUUUUUUUUCAAAGAUGUGAAUUAAAUGAAAGUGUGGGAGCCAGCUAUAUUAUUUCAUAUUAUGGGUGUUCUGGAUCCUUUCACUCUGUAUACCAAUUUCUUGUAAGGGCAGCAUUUGCAGACUAGCUAAUGGACUCUAGAGCUGAGCUAUUUUAAUUUUAUACUUGACUCAGGGGAUCAGCUCUGUGAACUCCAUUGCAUGAAGAAAGCAAAUGUUUGCCUUGAUUUUGAAUGUACCUUUUUAAUGUCUUCUUAAAACUUAUUUUGUUUAAUAAUGUGGGUUUGUUUUCUUUUUCUAGCAUCAUAGUAAAUAUUGCCUAGUAUUUCCCCUCUCCCCAGGGUAGUUUAUAUACUAUCCUACAGGUCAUGCCAAAAAUGAGUAAAAGUUUAAAUGCCAAAAUGUUUAUGAAACUGCUGUCUAAAUACUGAUUGAUUGCACAGUUUAAAUAAAAGUUUUCCUUAGUUAUAAAAAAAAAA